Messenger RNA from Oryza sativa Japonica Group (Japanese rice), 1215 nucleotides. RefSeq names its product chlorophyll a-b binding protein P4, chloroplastic. NCBI's taxonomy places the organism in Eukaryota, Viridiplantae, Streptophyta, Magnoliopsida, Poales, Poaceae. The record is from RefSeq and is a predicted model, not a curated record. Gene Ontology annotation, cellular component: membrane. Gene Ontology annotation, biological process: response to light stimulus; photosynthesis, light harvesting in photosystem I.
GCCACGCCUUUGCUCCGUGCCGGCCAAAACGUACCCUUGUGACUACACCCGCUUCGCUUCCUCCCCUCUCUAAGCCGGGGAAGCUAAGCCAUGGCGUCCGUCACCGCCCGCACCCCGGUCGCAGCCCUCCGCUCGUCGGCGUCGCUCAAGUCUACCUUCCUAGGGCAAUCCUCCACCCGCCUCGCCCGCGCACCGACUACGAGGCGUAAUGUUCGGGCGGAGGCCAAGGGAGAGUGGCUCCCCGGCCUCCCUUCUCCCACCUACCUCAACGGCAGCUUGCCAGGCGAUAACGGGUUCGACCCGUUGGGUCUGGCGGAGGACCCGGAGAACCUGCGGUGGUUCGUGCAGGCGGAGCUGGUGAACGGGCGGUGGGCGAUGCUGGGGGUGGCCGGGAUGCUGCUGCCUGAGGUGCUGACGAAGAUCGGGUUGAUCGACGCGCCGCAGUGGUACGACGCCGGCAAGGCCACCUACUUCGCGUCGUCGUCGACGCUGUUCGUCAUCGAGUUCAUCCUGUUCCACUACGUGGAGAUCCGGCGGUGGCAGGACAUCAAGAACCCUGGCUGCGUCAACCAGGACCCCAUCUUCAAGAGCUACAGCCUCCCGCCGCACGAGUGCGGCUACCCCGGCAGCGUCUUCAACCCCCUCAACUUCGAGCCCACCCUCGAGGCCAAGGAGAAGGAGCUCGCCAACGGGAGGCUGGCGAUGCUGGCGUUCUUGGGGUUCCUGGUGCAGCACAACGUGACGCAGAAGGGGCCCUUCGACAACCUGCUGCAGCACCUGUCUGACCCGUGGCACAACACCAUCAUCCAGACGCUGUCAGGCUGAGCGUGUGAUCGAUUUCAUCAGGGCCAGGGCAUCUCAAGGAGCUUGAUGAGUUCAGGCUGGUGAAACCGAUGAUUGGGCGAUGGAAGAUGUUCUCUUCUUGUUUCUUCUUUUUUUUUUUGUGGAGUAUGCAUGUAUAAGAUGUUAAUGAAUUGGGGGGAGGAGAGAGAGAGAGAUGGAUGUGAUGAGAUUCAGACUUACUGUGUGUGUUGUGGUAAUUGUUUCCUGCAUGCAUGGAUCUGGAUGCAUGGGUGAGGGGGUGAGUUGAGUGGUGAAUUUCUGAUGUACAGUACUACAGGGGGAUAAACUAUCUCAUGGUAGCAGCAGUGUUCUAGCUAUCUCAUGGUCUCGAUCUUAAUUAUGGUGGAUAAACUACGCUUAAUUGCUUGUCAA